UUCAGAAAACACUUGAAUUUUGUUGACUUUUGUAGAGUUAGUGUAGAAAAGCAUAAGUGCUUUGAAGAGCACAUGUUUUCAAUGAUUGGAUCGCUUUUUAAAUUAUUAUUUAUUGUUUUUGACGACAAUUAACACAAUUAUAGCGAACGAUGGAUAAGGCGUUGGUUAACAAUCAGAUAGUUUUGAUGCGAAAAGUGGUGCGAAAAGCGAAAUGUUUUGUUUACCAAAAACUUGUCAAACAAUUGAGAAAAUUGAAGACAACUUCCAACAAAUCGGACGAAUUGUCCGCAAAAUAUGCACAAAAGAUACUCAACAAAGAGAAACAUAUGAUUGCUUUGAAAGGCGUUAAUGUGGACGAAGUGUCCAAACAGGCGCUCAUUCACGACAAGACAUACUUUGACGAUAUCAUCAAAAGUAGUAAGAGUUGUCUUGAAUUGAAAUGUUUGGCCAAAAUCGCGGUCAACGAAGACGUCUGGAAAGCCGUCAAUAAGUUUAAGGAAGAGAACCCCAAUUGUGACCAAUGGUUGCCCUCACAGAUAGAGCUCUGGCACCAGAAGAAUGCCAUCAAAAGAAAUACAAUUCUCAAAAAGAAAGGGUUGAAAAGCGAAGACAAUGUCGACACAAAUGAAGCGGAAGUUCCAGAGAAGAUAAAUAAUGAAUCGGAUCUCAAGAAAAUUGAUGUCAAACAGAAGAAAAAGUCGGAUUUAAAUCAGAAUAAUAUUAAAUCUAAACCUAAGGAACCGAUUAUUAAGAAGAAAGAGAUUAAGAAAAAAGAAGCGAUUCGUGAAACGGAAGAGAAAGUGGAGCCGAAAAAAGUGAAAUUUGAUCCAUUCUUCAUCACCGAUGGAAUGGAUGACAACGAAGAACAGUCUGACGAUAGUAUUGUUAGAAAUGAUAGGCAAAUGAAUGCGUAUUCGCAAAACAGAAGAACGAGAAGACAGCAACAGUUUAAUCAACAAAACUUCUCACAACGAAUUGAAAAGAAUGGUUCCAGAAAUGACUUCAAACCAAAUAAUAAGACGAAGACUUUUGGAAAUAGUGUGGCCAAAACGAGUGGUAAUACCGGCGAUAAUGAGAGUUCGGGCGAAUCACUGCACCCCUCGUGGGCCGCAAGACGUUCGGCAAAAGACAAGUUUAAGAUUAAUUUAAAUGACAAACCAAUGGCUAAAAAGAUAAAAUUCACUGAAAACUAA
This is a messenger RNA of Medioppia subpectinata, 1193 nucleotides long. The record is from the annotation of a GenBank genome assembly. Lineage: Eukaryota; Metazoa; Arthropoda; Arachnida; Sarcoptiformes; Oppiidae.